Molecule: messenger RNA, 1164 nt
Organism: Condylura cristata (star-nosed mole)
Lineage: Eukaryota; Metazoa; Chordata; Mammalia; Eulipotyphla; Talpidae
Gene: RFXANK
Product: regulatory factor X-associated ankyrin-containing protein
Exons: 9
Coding region: 224-1006 (260 amino acids)
Biological process (GO): regulation of transcription by RNA polymerase II
Cellular component (GO): nucleus
Molecular function (GO): protein binding
Source: RefSeq, a predicted model, not a curated record
GGUGGGGGCAGCGAUCUCCUAUCAACUUGCUCUCUGUCCCGGCAGAAGAAGCUGGGGCGCCGAGGGUCCAGACGCCAGUUUGCUCCCCCCUACAUCAGUUGGAGGAGAAAAGUUUGUGAAUUGGGUUCCCAAGUUUUUGUGGACGCCGGCUUGCGACGCGGGUUGACAGAGAAGGCUCGUGGGACGUGAGUGGAUUCCCGGAAUCAAUUUGUGGGCUUCCCACAUGGAGCCCAUCCAGCCUGCAGAGGAUCUCAGUCUGACCCAACGGCCCCUUGCCCCAGAACUUGCAGACCUUGAAGACCCUGGGGAUGAGGCCCCGGAUAGUUCAGACACUGUGGUCCUCAGUCUCUUCCCCUGCACCCCAGAGCCUGGGAAUCCUGAACCAGAUGCUGGUGCCUCCUCACCUCAGGCCGGCAGCUCUCUGAAACACUCCACAACCCUCACUAACCGGCAGCGGGGGAAUGAGGUCUCAGCUCUUCCAGCCACCCUGGACUCCCUAUCCAUUCACCAGCUUGCCGCCCAGGGGGAGCUGAGUCAGCUGAAGGAGCACCUGAGGAAAGGCGACAACCUCAUCAACAAGCCAGAUGAGCGAGGCUUCACCCCCCUCAUCUGGGCCUCUGCUUUUGGAGAGAUCGAGACCGUCCGUUUCCUGCUUGAGUGGGGUGCGGACCCCCACAUUCUGGCCAAGGAGCGGGAAAGCGCCUUGUCACUGGCCAGCAUGGGUGGCUAUACGGACAUUGUGGGAUUGCUGCUGGAGCGUGAUGUAGACAUCAACAUCUAUGACUGGAAUGGAGGGACACCGCUGCUGUAUGCCGUGCGUGGCAACCAUGUGAAGUGUGUGGAGGCCUUACUGGCCCGAGGAGCUGAUCUUACUACCGAGGCCGACUCUGGCUACACCCCUAUGGACCUGGCUGUGGCUCUGGGAUACCGGAAAGUGCAACAGGUGAUCGAGAGCCACAUCCUCAAACUCUUCCAGAGCAACCUGGUGCCCGCCGACCCUGAGUGAAGGCUGCCCACUGGGACUCAGACACUCAGGGAGCAAAGCAAAAGGUCAACCCAGAUUUGGGGGGAUCCAGCACAGGCUUCAAAGGCAGCUCAGAUCUUGGACAGAUGGUGGGAGGGGGCCUUUCCCAAGAGGAACCAAUAAACCUGUGCAGAACUCGA